GCCGUGCCCAAACCCCCACGAGUCCGAGAAAAUCAGGAUCCUUUCGCACCGGGAAGUACCUAUAGGUCAUACUGGCGCAAAUAUGCGCAACGGGAAGCUGAGGCGAUGAGACGCGGUGGUGUAUGUCUGUUCGAAGGUUGGCAAGAAGGUAUAUUGGAUGAGAGGAUGGUCCGGGCUUUUUUCUCUGGUUGUGUGGUAGCCACGGUGAUACCAGAAGUCGAACAUCGUUCGAUAUCUUCAUUCCUUUUACCUCUCUCACCCUCUGAAACGGACGGUCUCCUCCUCCCGUCCACGCAGCUUUCAGAUCAUCUAGCCAAUUUAUCCGCUGCGGAUCUGGAGCGCAAGGCCACGGGAGCGUUUGCAGAAGCGUGGAAACUAUUCACGCCUAAGGUGAGAUUGAAUAACGUACUCGAGCUCGUCCGUGUUUAUCAGGAGGGUGGAAGAGGGUAUAUGUUUCCUCAUCGUUUUCGCUGGUCGUGCGCUUCGAAGCCGAGACCUCCAUGGUGUACUGAGAUAGCUAGUGAGAUAGACAUGCAUACGUGA
This is a messenger RNA of Tremella mesenterica DSM 1558, 543 nucleotides long. RefSeq lists its product as uncharacterized. Lineage: Eukaryota; Fungi; Basidiomycota; Tremellomycetes; Tremellales; Tremellaceae. The record is from RefSeq and is a predicted model, not a curated record. The transcript has 4 exons. The annotation marks the transcript as partial.